Messenger RNA from Dioscorea cayenensis subsp. rotundata (Guinea yam), 1116 nucleotides. Its product is annotated as IQ domain-containing protein IQM2-like. The record is from RefSeq and is a predicted model, not a curated record. The transcript has 9 exons. The coding region runs from base 73 to 918 and encodes 281 amino acids. Lineage: Eukaryota; Viridiplantae; Streptophyta; Magnoliopsida; Dioscoreales; Dioscoreaceae.
GCACUCUUGUUCAUCUCACCGAAUACAAAUUAAAGAAAGAUCAAGCUCUGCAUUGUUCAUACAAGGUGAACGAUGGCACGAAUUUUCACGCUAGUGAGGCUAUUUAAGAAUCGCAAAAAAUUUCGUGUAAGAAAGAAGUUUACUCUCAUGAAAUGGAGCAUAUUGCUUGAAAUGAUUUGGAUGAAGGUUUGCAUUGGGAAAAAAACAAAAACAGCUCCUUUUCUUUGGAGAGCAUUAGGAACCAAGGCUGCUAAGGUAGGAAAAGGUUUAUCAAAUGAUACAGAAGCUUUGAAACUUGAAUUGCAGCAUUGGCUUGAAGCGAUCGAUCAUAGUCAUCGGUAUGGUCACAAUUUGAACUACUACUAUGAAAAAUGGCACAAAUGUCAAAGCAGACAACCUUUCUUCUAUUGGUUAGAUAUUGGGGAAGGUAGAAUGAUUAACCUAGAGGAAGAUUGUCCUCGUUCAAAACUUCAAAAACAAAUUAUCAAAUAUCUUGGCCAAAAAGAAAGACAAGUAUUUGAAGUGAUGUUCGAAGAUGGGAGGUUAUUGUACAAAUUGAGCAAAAGACUAGUAGACACAACAAUGAGCCCUGAAGACACGAAGUGGAUCUUCGUCCUUAGCACCAAAAGGACUUUGUAUGUUGGCCAGAAAAAGAAAGGCGUAUUCCAACAUUCAAGUUUCUUGUCAGGGGCAGCUAUAUUAGCUGCUGGAAGCUUGGUUGUGGAAAAGGGAAUACUGAAGACUAUAUGUCGUAACAGUGGGCAUUAUCGUCCAACAGAUGAAACUAUGUUGGUGUUUAAAAGCUUUCUUCAAAGAAACAACAUUGAUAUCACUCAUGUUAAGGUUUGCCCCUUAGAAGAUGAUAAGGAAAUCCCGAAAAGAAUGGCACUCAUGGAAGAUCUUGAAGUUACACCAUAGAAAUCACUUGAUUGGGAUGGAUUGACAAACAAUGAGACAAUAGAUACAGUUCAUUCACAUGGUCAAUACAAAGACAUGCAUUUUUGUGGUUGCUCAAUUAAACUACAAUUUAACUAGAAUUAUAUAUUAGCAUCAUCUGCAUGCUAAUCCAAGAAAGAAGCAAAAGACUGAUAAGAAAUCUUAUUAUCAUUUGCUUGA